CUCGCAUAUAUAUAGUUGCUUCUAGAAUGGAGAAAGACUUAUAUAAAUAGGCCGGAAAGGGAAAAGGAUCUGAGAACUUCUCAAAGCUCCCACAAAUCCAGACUCGUACAGCUCUGCGUGAUAGUCAAUCGAGCUUCCAACCCAGACCCAGCCAAUCCAUCAAAAUGCCUCUUCCAAUCGCCUCCACCGCAUCCCUCUUCGAGGAUGCCCUGCAGUCCAACGAGGCAAUUGAAGUCCCCAUUGGCGGAGUCGACUUUGUCUCCUUCACGAGUGGACAAACCAUAAGAACACUUGGUACGAGGAGGUUGAAUGGCAAUUCGGCUCUUGUGCUCGUUUCCACCAAAGGUGCCAUUUUAGCUAACGUUCCUCUGCCCCCCUGCAGCAUGGAAGAACAUAAUGCUAGUCUAACGCAACUGUGGAAGAAGACGACCGCCUUUCUGAAUCUCUUCAACGAAAAUGCAGGGCUCUUUUUGGGCCCGGAUGAGAAAAGGUAUGCAAUGGUUUAUGGACCCUCUGCGAGACCUAAACCCUUCCUGAAAUAUAAUGCGAUCAUUGACUCCAUCCUUUCGAAUUCGUUGGGAGUUAUUGAGAAACCUAAGAUUGUCUCAUAUUCGUAUGAGGAGGGCGGCCACAAUCAGCCUGAGAGUGGUUCUGUCUUUAUUGAUGGAAGAGGUGAAAUUCCUAAGGUGUAUGUGGAGGACAAGGAUCAGAAAUGGUUCGAGCAAGAGCGACAAAGAUUCUGAUCGUAGUAUUGUCUGCGCAGAUUAUUGUGAGAUGAAUACGAACCAGGCUGCUAGCUUUUUCCUUUCACAUAGUUGAGCCCGACAUAAUUGGACCGACGCAAGUAAAACAGUUUCCAAAACUACAAUCCAU
Aspergillus eucalypticola CBS 122712 is the source of this 873-nucleotide messenger RNA. RefSeq lists its product as uncharacterized. The transcript has a single exon. The record is from RefSeq and is a predicted model, not a curated record. Bases 165 to 743 code for a protein of 192 amino acids. Lineage: Eukaryota; Fungi; Ascomycota; Eurotiomycetes; Eurotiales; Aspergillaceae.